Mesoplodon densirostris (Blainville's beaked whale) is the source of this 1594-nucleotide messenger RNA. RefSeq names its product cytokine receptor like factor 1 (gene CRLF1). The record is from RefSeq and is a predicted model, not a curated record. The transcript has 9 exons. Bases 11 to 1288 code for a protein of 425 amino acids. Gene Ontology annotation, molecular function: protein binding; cytokine receptor activity. Lineage: Eukaryota; Metazoa; Chordata; Mammalia; Artiodactyla; Ziphiidae. Gene Ontology annotation, biological process: cytokine-mediated signaling pathway. Gene Ontology annotation, cellular component: external side of plasma membrane.
CGCCGGCCCCAUGCCCGCCGGCCGCCCGGGCCCCGCCGCCCAAUCCGCGCGGCGGCCGCCGCCGCUGCUGCCCCUACUGCUGCUCUGCGUCCUCGGGGCGCCGCAAGCGGGAUCAGGAGCCGACACGGCUGUGAUCAGUCCCCAGGACCCCACGCUCCUCAUCGGCUCCUCCCUGCAGGCCACGUGCUCAGUGCACGGGGACCCACCAGGGGCCACCGCCGAGGGCCUCUACUGGACCCUCAACGGGCACCGCCUGCCCCCUGAGCUGUCCCGAAUGCUCAACGCCUCCACUCUAGCCCUUGCCCUGGCCAACCUCAACGGAUCCAGGCAGCAGUCGGGGGACAACCUCGUGUGCCACGCCCGUGACGGCAGCAUCCUAGCCGGCUCCUGCCUCUAUGUUGGCCUGCCCCCAGAGAAACCCUUCAACAUCAGCUGCUGGUCCAAGAACAUGAAGGACCUGACAUGCCGCUGGACGCCGGGGGCCCACGGGGAAACCUUCCUCCACACCAACUACUCCCUCAAGUACAAGCUGAGGUGGUAUGGGCAGGACAACACAUGUGAGGAAUACCACACGGUCGGACCUCACUCUUGCCACAUCCCCAAGGACCUGGCUCUCUUCACACCCUAUGAGAUCUGGGUGGAGGCCACCAACAGGCUGGGCUCGGCCCGCUCUGAUGUGCUGACACUGGACAUCCUGGAUGUAGUGACCACCGACCCCCCGCCAGAAGUGCACGUGAGCCGCGUAGGGGGCCUGGAGGACCAGCUGAGCGUGCGCUGGGUUUCACCGCCUGCCCUCAAGGACUUCCUCUUCCAAGCCAAGUACCAGAUCCGCUACCGAGUGGAGGACAGCGUGGAUUGGAAGGUGGUGGACGAUGUGAGCAACCAGACCUCCUGCCGCCUGGCGGGCCUUAAGCCAGGCACCGUCUACUUUGUGCAAGUGCGCUGCAACCCCUUUGGCAUCUAUGGCUCCAAGAAGGCAGGGAUAUGGAGCGAAUGGAGCCACCCCACGGCUGCCUCCACCCCCCGAAGUGAGCGCCCGGGCCCGGGCGGCGGGACGUGCGAGCCGCGGGGCGGCGAGCCGAGCUCGGGGCCGGUGAGGCGCGAGCUCAAGCAGUUUCUGGGCUGGCUCAAGAAGCACGCGUACUGCUCGAACCUCAGCUUCCGCCUCUAUGACCAGUGGCGAGCCUGGAUGCAGAAAUCACAUAAGACCCGCAACCAGCACAGGACGAGGGGAUCCUGUCCUCGGGCAGACGGGGCGCGGCGAGAGGUCCUGCCAGAUAAGCUCUAGAGGCUGGGGCUGCCCUCCCUGCUGCAUGGAGACCCAGGGGCCACCCCCAGACUGGGGGCCACCUCUGUACCCUCACCUCAGGGUGCCCCAGCCCUCUCGGCAGCAGCUGGGGCGAGCACUCUGAGCUCCGAGGGCCACAACAGCUCUGGCCUCCACGUGAGGUGCACCCCAGUGGGGGGAAUGUGUGUGAGGGGGGCUGAGCUUCCCAGAACGCCUGCCAGGGCUGGGGGUGAAAAAGGGUCAUUACUCCCCCCUACCCAGGACCACUCCAAAGAGUCUUUUUAAAUAAACAAACUAUUUAGGUGC